CGACCGGUCGAGGCCCCGUCAGUAGUCAGUACCGCGCGUCGCGUCCAUGCUACCACGCGCUCCUACACAUUUUUUAUCAAAGAACUUUUACCGAAAUCCGAUAUAAUUUUACAUAAACGUGUGUGAAGUGUUGUGGAUCAUAACUUUAGAAAUUAGAAAGUGUCUAGGAUUGUUUCGAAGGCCACCGAUGGCGAGGUGAUGGCGCUCCGCGUGCGCACGCUGGCGUUAUGGUGCGCGGUGGUCGCUUGCGCCGCGGCCUACACCGUCGACUGCAACCAUGAGUACACUGACUGCGAUACUGAACUUAGCAAAUUAGUAAGCGAUGAUGAAGAAGGCCAGUCAGUCGUAACCACACCUUCAACGAUAGAAGUGCGACCAACUACGACUGUUGCAACUCCGACAAGAUCGACAUCUAGAAGUGUUUUAGAAAAUAAGACAGUUGAAAUUACCACUGAGCAAAAUGAAGUAACCGAAACAAUAGUGAAACCUAAGCCUAGACUACUUAAUUUAAAUGUAGACGAGUUGCAAAAUUUUGCCAAUGCAUUACACAACCAAACAAACCAGAGAGAACCAAAGAAGAAUAUAGCCGAUUUAAGUGAUGUAAAUAUGGACGGCGAUGAUGAUGAUGAGCCUCCAAAGUUAUUAGUACAAGAAAGAAAACAAAAUCAAAUGGCGGAUAAAUUUUAUUCCAAUCUACAAGCGCCGUUUCAUCCUUUACUUAAUAUGGAUAAAUCUGAAGAGAUUGAAACGUGCAAAGUGAAUGAAGUAACGUAUAAGCUCGGGGAGAAAAUGGACAGAGGCUGCGAGGAGACAUGCGAAUGUUCGCCUGGAGGCGUGUUUGAAUGUUCACCGCGAUGCAAGCACCCGUACAUACGGAGAGGAAGACGUUUAAGCGAUCCUUUAUGUUUUGAAUCUCCGGUUGAUGAAUGCUGUUCUAUUAUGGCUUGCGCUACUAAUAAUGGAGAUUUAAAACCAACAUCAUUAGAAAUCUGUCGGUAUGGCAACGAUACGUACCAUGUCGGCGCUAAGUGGAACAUUGGCUGCGAACAGACUUGCACUUGCGAGCGCAACUCCGUGGUCACAUGCAAGCCUAGAUGUCAGCGCAUAGCGCAAUCAGACAGAUGCAUCAACGUGCAAGAUCCUAAUGACGCAUGUUGCGAGAUACAGAUUUGCGACGUGUCUCAAGAUGUGCACGAGGAGCCCAUGGAAAAUGUCACUGUUUCCACAUCUUCUACAACUGAGGUACCUGCGGUUGAGCGAUUCUCGAUGGAAUCUCCCAAAUCUACAAUGCGCCCACUGGUCUUACUGGAACCAAUUGGCUCCAUCAAAGUGCUACAAAACAACAGCGUUCAAGUAAAUCUCAUACAUCCCAAUGACACGGAAGAUCCUAUUCACUUGUUGCUCAGCAAUGAUGGAGGAAAUACCUAUCAAGAUGUCGAACUCAGAUAUUCAAAUCUCAUUCUUAAUUUGGAGGGGGGUAAAGAUUAUAUUUUGAAAACAAAAGAAACCGGCACUAAAUUCAACUUCACUAUAACAGCAUCUGAUGUUGGUAAUGAAUUACCCGAAGAAGGGAUAUACAAUGUAACAAAAGAUGGAUGUUAUCACGACGGACAAUUUUACGCAGUUGGCGAAGAAUUUAACAUAGGAUGCACAGAACUAUGCGAAUGUACUGGUCAAGAUACUCGUGAAUGUGCUCCAUUACAUUGUCCGAAUCACGUUGGAUUGGAACUUGUGUCUAAAGGUUGUGUGAAAUGGGCUCCCAGUCCGCCACCGCAGCCGCCUAACUGCUGUCCCCGUACUGCUAGGUGUUUGAGUGAUGGAACUUGUCAUUACAAGGGAGUUGCGAUACCAAAUUGGAGUGAAGUACCAAUCGCACUGUCAGGGUGUGAACAACACUGUUUUUGCGAGAAUGGAGAACUGGAUUGUCAAGAAGCAUGUAGUCCACUGCCCCCACUGCCUCCACAAACUCUCAGGUGUCCCCCAAUGCAUCGACCGGCACCAGUUAAUAUAUCUAGUGACGAAGAUUGCUGCAAGGAAUGGGGCUGUGUGCCACAUGGUCCAUUACCACCAGGAUUCCCAGGAAAGCAGCCACCGGGCUUCCUUCCUACCAUCCCCCCCGACAAUCGAUAUCCAUCUGAAGACAAUCCAUUAGAAGACUAUGAGCAGAAUAAUAUUCGGAGGCCCAUUAAUAAUCCUUUGGAACCUGCAUUAGCUGGCCUUCCACCUGGCUUGCCUCUACCUAGUUUCGCGGAAGAAAAUCAAAAGCUUACGGUGAUAUCUUUGCAAUCCGAUUCACCGACAAGUAUUAAAAUGUUAUUUGGACUACCUCCUGUUUUAGUUGGUUUGCGGGGAAGCGUAGAUUUGAGAUAUACAGACACAGAAGAUGACGAUGUCAGCCAGUGGUAUUCACAAGUUUUCGCGCCAGCUGAUGAAAUAUUAACCACGCCUCGAUUGGAAUUCCGAUUGGGUGGCUUAAAACCUUCCACUGCUUAUAAAAUACGAGGCAAACUGUAUCUACACAAUCUACCUGUUGAACCUGAAAGUAAAAUUUAUACAAUUCGGACUCAAGAUUUGCCAUCUACGGAGCCAGCUGAAGAGAAACGUAGAGAAAUAGACUGUAAGUUGAGAGUAGUUGAUGUCAAUGAUACUACAGCACACCUAACGUGGAGACGCUUCACAGAGGAAGAGCUACAGUUUAUUGAUGGAGUUCAAGUUCGAUACCGUCCAGUCGGCACACCAAUAUACAGCAUGACGGAAUUACUUCAUCAUAGUCGUUCAGCAGCUGACCUUCUAGAUCUGCGUCCAGGCAGCAAAUAUGAGGCUUCCUUGGUUCUCAUCCCGCCCACGCGGUCCGCUACAGAACUAUUCGAUUCUGGUCGUGUAGAAUUUGUAACGGCUCCUUAUAUUGACCCAUACAACUGGACGGUGACAGUAGAAGCGCGUACCGUAGGCUCGGAAGCCGCGGAGCUGACGUGGCGCGGCGUGCCCUCGCCCGCGGAGCGCUGGGUGCGCGUGUACCGGGCGGCGCACGCGUGCGGCGCGCGCAAGGAACACGACGACUUUAGACUCGCAACACGGGACCUGCCGCCCGCUAUCACUUUGAUUGGGCUGGAGCCGAACUCGAGGUGUCGUGUGUGGCUUGAACUGUUUUUGACGAAUGGUAAAGUCAAAAUGAGUAAUGUACUGGAAAUACACACGAAAUCUUUGGACUCGCCCGAGCCAGUUGACAAUGAAAUAGAAGCGUCCUCAAUAGCGGGCAGCCGGGGGGCGCCGCGCGGCGACUACUACGGCGCGCUCGUCAUCGUCGGCGUUAUAGCCGCGCUGGGGGCGCUCACCUCUGUACUCUUGCUGCUCGUCGUGGUGAGGCGGCACCGCCCGCACUCCGUGCCGAUAACGCCUGUGCCAACAGCUCCUCGCGAGUCAUCUUUGCCUCCUUACGACAAUCCAGCGUACAAAUUGGAAUUACAGCAAGAAACAAUGGAUCUUUGACAAUUAACCUCCCGUGGCCACACGAAUGGGCUAAACGGGAUUUCAGAAAGAGCUGUCGACAUUGAUCGCCCUAACGGCCGGCCAUACAAUGAAAUGGGGGUAUAACGUGUCCAAAUAUAUGUAAAUAAAUAGCUGUGGACAAAGUGUAAAUGAAAUAACUUUGAAACAAAUAUGCUUGGUGCAAAAUUAUAUGCGUGUGUAUACUAAGGCGUCAGAAGAUAACGUUAGGUUGUUAUUAUAAAUGCAUUUGAAAUUGCAUAAUUUUUCAUAUUAACUAUUUCAGUUGCUAUUAAAUAAUGUUGUUUCUCUUGGAUUAGUGAGGAGGAGAUAUUAUAUUCAUCUAAUCUUAGCAGUGUUAAAUUGUGAUUAUUCAAACUUAUCAAACUAUAUUUUCAAUUGUUUCAUUUAAUAUUAUAUUUCGCAAAUCACAGUGACAGCGUGAUUUUUUUCAGUUUUAUCUAGCGAUUUAAAAUGCUACGCUAUUUAUGAAACUAUUUAUAAUUAUUGAAAAAAAGUGCCUAAAAAUUCGUAUCAUACAAGAAAUGUAAAUAGUGUUGAUAUUAUACUUAGACUAUUUAUAAGAUAAGCAUAUUGUAAAAAUAAUAAGACUGUCUUUCCAUUUUAUUUUGCUUGCGUUACUUGUUACGUUUCUUCAUUAUAUCCUACCGAGAUUAGGAUUGAUGCAAAUAUAUUGUUAAACAUUUAUUAUAUAAAAGAUGAAAACAAUAGGUAUUAUGUGAAAAACCAAUGAACAUAAUUUAUGUAAAUAUGGCAGAUUUUAGCAUAAUAAUAAUUUUAUAAAUAUGGUAAGAAGUAAAAAUAUCUAUGAUAUUAGGUUUCUGGGAACAGGGGCGAAUCCCUACUUAUAUCAAAUAUGAUUAAUGCGAAAGUAACUUUGUCUCUUAUUCAUGUCUAAACCGCUAAAUCGAUUUAAAUGAAAGGCACAGGUAUAGUUUGAGAUCCGAGAAAGGAUAUAUGAGUUAGUUUUUUUCUCGGAAAUACAGGAACUAAGCGGGAACACCCUUUGAAGCGCAAGCGAAGUUACGGGCGAGAACCUAGUAAUGUAGGACUUAAUAAAAAGAUAUUUCGAUGUUUUAAACAUGUACAAUCACAUUGUCAAUGUACUGUCAUACAUAAAUAUAUUUUCCUAUGUUGAGUUAUAAAGCAUAUCAAUACUACAAAACUUAAACAAAUUUCUCC
Molecule: messenger RNA, 4689 nt
Organism: Zerene cesonia (dogface butterfly)
Lineage: Eukaryota; Metazoa; Arthropoda; Insecta; Lepidoptera; Pieridae
Gene: sas
Product: putative epidermal cell surface receptor
Exons: 18
Coding region: 199-3489 (1096 amino acids)
Molecular function (GO): protein binding
Source: RefSeq, a predicted model, not a curated record